AUGGGUAUACUAUUUACUCCAGAAAAUGAUGAUCCAUAUGCUAAUAUUUCAAGUCAUAAGGCAUUUACCCGUACGUAUCUUUCGACAGUUACUGCAGACUUUGGUGGGGACAACUUCCUGACAUGCCCACUUGGUAUACUUUUCACACUCGGUAUCCUGUUGGGCUCUGGUGGUGCUCAAGGUAGAACAGGUUAUCAAAUUGGAAAAACAAUGAGACUGAAAUCGACAUCUUCUUCAUGGAAUUCUUCGGAAGCUCAACAAGAAAUGAAAUCAUUAUAUCAAGAGCUUAAUAACUCGCUUACUUCAGAAAAAACAUUUCUAAAUGAGAAAGAAGAAAAUGUUGUUAGAAUAUCAACAGGCAUAUUUGUACAAAAAACGUACGAAGUUGAAAGACGUUUUACCGAAAGUAUUGCAAAUGAUUUUGAAGGAGAAUUGAAACAGGUGGAUUUUUCUAAUGGAACUAGUGCUACAGUUGAUAUCAAUGAUUGGGUUGAUCAACAGUCUAAUGGUUUAUUGGAGAAAUUCUUUACAGAUGAUAUUCCAGAUGAUACUGCGAUGAUACUGGUAAAUGUUUUCUACUUUAGAGACUUUUGGCAAAGUCCAUUUGAGCCUCAUUACACUAGAAAGGAGGAUUUUUAUAUUUCACCAGAUCGUCAAAUAACAGUUGAUAUGAUGACUCAAGAAGGGGUAAUGAAAUAUGGAAAAUUCGAAGAUGAAGGAUUUGAGAUCGUCAGUAAACCAUUAAAUAACACACGUUUCACAUUUGUUAUCGUGUUACCUCUUGAAAAGUGGUCGUUAAAUGGUGCCACAGAACUUUUGAAUGGCAAUAAAGUUUUAAGUGAAUACGUAAAGAAUUUGAAAGAAACUACAGUGUCAUUACGAUUACCGAAAUUCACAUUGAAAAAUACACUUGACCUUGUGCCAACAUUAAAGUCUAUCGGUGUUGUCGAUUUGUUUGAUCCAGUAAAAUCUGAUCUGUCAGGUAUCACACCUAAUCACAAUCUAUAUGUGAAUGAAUUUAUUCAAACAAAUGUAUUAAAAUUAAAUGAAAGUGGAAUUGAAGCAACCACUGUAACCUCACCUAUAUUUGUGCCUAUUUCAGCCAUUAUACCAGAAGUAGACUUUCAUGUAACUCAUCCAUUCAUAUGCUUUAUAUAUGAUCAACAAUUAACAAUGCCGAUAAUGGCAGCUAAAGUAAUGAAUCCAAUUUUACAAUCGUAG
Molecule: messenger RNA, 1221 nt
Organism: Schistosoma bovis
Lineage: Eukaryota; Metazoa; Platyhelminthes; Trematoda; Strigeidida; Schistosomatidae
Source: the annotation of a GenBank genome assembly